Messenger RNA from Stylophora pistillata, 4643 nucleotides. RefSeq lists its product as uncharacterized. Gene Ontology annotation, biological process: multicellular organism development; cell surface receptor protein tyrosine kinase signaling pathway; protein phosphorylation. Gene Ontology annotation, cellular component: plasma membrane; signaling receptor complex. Gene Ontology annotation, molecular function: ATP binding; transmembrane receptor protein tyrosine kinase activity. Lineage: Eukaryota; Metazoa; Cnidaria; Anthozoa; Scleractinia; Pocilloporidae. The record is from RefSeq and is a predicted model, not a curated record.
GGUCACCUCCAGCCUCACUCAAAGUCCACAACUCAUUUGGUGCGUAGGCAGGGCGGAAAGGAGAAAAAUGGAAAAGGAAACUAAUGAUACACGUAGGAGUCGCAAAUUCCUCUGGUUAUACCGCUGCUGACAAAGCAGGCUUUACUUUGAGAUCUGCAGAGAUCUAGUUCUAUACUUUCGUGAGAAAUUUCAACCAAGACUUCCUUAUUCCUUGAGGCAUGUUCUCUGGUAAUCGGUCACUAGUUAAUGCAGUCUGCUUGUUUACAAGUCACUGUCUUGGAGUUAGAAAUUGAAAUAUCACAUUCUGGGAAAUACACCAAAAUAUAUUAUCGCUAGUAAUCGGAUAGUUAUUAACGCAAUCCGCUUGUUUACAAAUCAGUGUCUCGAAGCCAGAAACUGAAAGGUCAACUGGGAAAUAUACCAAAGAGUGUUAGUACUGUCAUUAGAAGUUCGUUUUGCAGGCCAUUUUUUAUAUAUCAUUUCAUGACAUCUCCCAUGGAUGGAAUUCAGAUCGUUGUCAUCGUGAUGCUCAUUCCAGCUCUAACAGGAGCCUUACCAGCCUGGAAAGUUCAACCUGUGAACUUCACUUCUGUCGUUCAGGGAGAGCACUUAACCCUCACGUGGGAAUAUAAAAUGGAUGGAACAUUUGAACAGGUUCAAUUUUCUCAUUUGACGGAUGCUGGGAAAGAGAAGUCGGUUGCUGUUAAGUCUUCAAUGCUUGGAAACGUAGUCGUUGCCUCUGAAUACCAGGAAAGAUUCAAAGUGAGAAUAUCAGACUCACAAACAACAGUAAAAAUUCUCAGAGCAAAGAAAGCUGACCUUGGAAAGUACAAGCUCGAGGUUAUAAACAAGAAAUUGAAAAAAAUAGACAGCGUGGUGGAGGUUUCUGUUUAUUAUCCACCAGCCAACACCGUUCUCUCAGUAUUUCCCAACAGCAGCGAAGUACUAGGGGGGAGUGUCUUAUAUGAGGAAUGCUACACAGAUGCCAAUCCUGGUCCACAUAUUUUUCUGUUAUACUUCAAUGGAAAUCUUAUUAGAAACAGUAGCUCAGGGGAGUUUAACGUAACCGUUGACAGCGAUGGAGUAUACACCUGUGCCCCUAUUAAUACAGUUGGUUCGGGAGACAAUGCGUCGUUCAGCGUGACUAUUGUUGGCAAGCCUAUAAUAGCUUCGGAGCCCAAAAGCGUUACACCAUUGGUAGGUGAGGCUACAUCUCUGAGGUGCCUUGCCUAUGGCAGUCCUCCGCUAGCUAUUACGUGGGCUCGUCAUGGCGUUGGAAAUGGCUCAGAGCUCUUUUUUCCAUCAGCGAGGUUCUCUGACCGUGGAUGGUACGGAUGCGUAGCUAAAAAUGGUCAUGGAGUCUCUUUUAGUUCACUUGCAUACCUCGAUGUAACCGAUAGUGCCAGUACCUUCAUUACUGGACGAGUGACAAUAACAAAUGAGAAUUUCGAUAAUAGCUUGGAAAAUCCAGCAAGUAUGAGAUAUCAAACCAUUAAAAGGCAUUUUGUUGAGGCGGUAGGGGAAGUUUUCAAGAACGACGUCACCUUCCACAGCACGGAUGUCACAAGAUUUGAAAAUGACAGGAAAGGAACUGUGAACAUCCUUUUUGUACUAGCGUUCAAAGAAGCUGUUCUAACAGAAAGAAAAAUCACUCUUUUAAAAAUCGCUGCCAGAGAAGGAAAACUUGGGGUCUUAGAUGUUGAUCCAGCCUCCGUAAUGGUUAUUCGUGAGACUGAGGAACCUGUGCUUGAAUGUAAUUUUGGAUGCAGACCGUCACGCUCACCGGAAAGUUUAGCUUGCUCAUGUGACAACAAAAUAUUCAGAGCAGUGACAGGAAUUCUUGUUUUAAUAAUCAUCGGUCUUCUUAUUUAUGUAUUCUUCCAGCACAGAAGAUCAGGAAUUGAAUCCAAGGAGAGGAGUUUUGAAAUGGCGAGAGAAGAAACUCGGCGUAGACCUCCAGGCCAUGAAAUUUCCAUUACUGGAGUCAAAAAAGGUGGAAUGCUGGCUAACCCCAAAGUCGCAGACGAAUCUGUUGCUGAAACGCCGGAAACAGAGGCCGAUACUGAGCCAAUAAAUACUGGAAUUAUUGGAUACGACCUGGCCCUGCCGGUCUCCAAAUCGUCUUGGAAAGUUCCACGAGAAAAUGUAACUGUAAGAGAAACAAUAGGCAAGGGAGCCUUUUCGCAGGUGGCCAGGGGAACAGUCACAAGUCUCCAUGGGGCUUCUGAAGUAACAGUAGUUGCAGUAAAAAUGCUUAAAGAAAACGCUCCUGCCUCAGAUAGGAAGGAUCUGCUCUCAGAGCUUGACCUAAUGCAGCAACUCAAACCUCAUCCAUAUGUCAUCAAACUACUGGGAUUUGUUGCAGAUCCGUUAUUGGUGUUGACUGAGUAUGUUCCAUUCGGAGACCUACUCGGUUAUUUACGAAAAAGUCGAGGACUGAACGACACUUACUACAGCAACCCGAAGAUCCCAGCAGAAACCACUUUGACGGCAGACAAACUGAUGAAGUUUGCUUGGCAGAUUGCCGAUGGGAUGAACUACUUGUCCUCUAAAUGUAUAAUUCAUCGAGACCUGGCAGCACGCAACGUGUUGGUUGGAGAAAAUGAGAACUGUAAAGUGACAGACUUUGGAAUGGCCAGAGACGUCCAGCAAGACACCAUAUACGAAAUGAAAACUAUGGGGCGACUUCCUAUUAAGUGGACUGCUUAUGAGUCACUUUGCUAUGGGACGUACACCACCAAAAGCGAUGUAUGGAGUUACGGGAUUGUCCUAUAUGAAAUCUUUACACUGGGUGGAUCGCCAUAUCCAGGUAUGGAAGGGAAAACGGUUCCAGAUUGGCUGAAGCUUGGAUACAGGAUGCCAAAGCCAGUACACAUCGACGACAAAUUGUAUCAAGUAAUGCUAGAAUGCUGGCAAACAGAAGCAAGAGAUAGACCGACAUUUUCUGACCUUACAAAGAAAAUGAAAAAAAUGGAAAAUCAACACAAGAGGCUUAUCCACAUGACGAAGUAUGACAAGACACUGUAUGUAAACGUUGAUGAUUCAUUUGUCUAGUAUAAAGACGAUGCACUCUUUCAAGAAGAAAACGCAAAAAGAAAAACAUGACUCAUCAGUUCGGAAGAACAAGCGAACAAUUCAAUGGAUAAUCAUAGGGGUAAUCAUCCUAUUAAAAUCGUUUGUAUGGUAGACUUACUAUACAUGAUUUUUUGUGAGUUUUAUUUCAUUUAAAAGUGACUUGUUACCUCUCCUAGCUUUUCCACUUAUCACGACUCACCGACAUUGGUUGGUUACCAACGUAACCUAGCCUCGUGUUAGUUCAGCGUUUUUUCGACAACCAUAAUUUACUUUUUGUGAUGGAACUAUUUCAUCAUGGAAAAAAAAAACUUGUUUUCGAUACAAAAGCUCGGACUUUAUUGAUUCGACUACAGACAUCAUUUAAAAAACAAUUAUCGCAGCCGAAGUUGUGUUUCAGGUCGCCACAUUGAGCAUAUCAUCCUUUGUAGUACAUUUAUACAACACAAAAAAAAAAUGAUUGAAGUCUCUUUUUAAUACAAUUAGCAAAGGCAUUUGAGCCUGUAGUGAGAUUUGAUUGUAUGCAUGUACUUGAAACCCUUCGCUCACCACGGAAAGCAUUAAAAUGAAUUUACCUAGGAAAUUACACUUGGGUCUGGGCACGUGGUACUCCAGUAAAAAUUUGACGAGAACCUGACGAACUCUCAAUUUUAUCAAGGAUAAAAAAAGAUUCCUUUUUAUUCACGAUGCUAUGCUUUCGUACCUCAAAAUGACAAGUCUUAUUGAAAGGUAAUUUUUUUUUUGUUUUGGUCCAUUAAUUUAUGAACGUUUUUAUUCAUAUACCAUUUUCUGAGGCCAACUCCAAUUUUUUAUCAUAAUUUCUUUUAAAUCUCAAAACGUAAUAUAAGGUAAAGUCGUUUCUUGCUGUCUUGUUAAUGAUACAUGUCCAUAUUAUUGAUUAAUAAACCCUCGCUGAAAACAAUGGCGUGCUACACUUCUAUCCUUAUAAUGUAGAAAGAAAAGAUCGCAGCUGCAACUGUUAUCAGUUGAAUAAAUUGUAUUCAAUGUUUAACUUAAGACUUUUUUAAAAGCUCCUCAGGGAUUCUUAUGAGUUCAGAGUAGAUUUAGGAACUACACAAUUAUUUUCUUUUUAACAGAGGGUUUUUUCUUUGGAAUAGUGUUUCAAAAAGAAAAGUAGAAUUACUACAGAUAGUUGUAUACACUGAGGUUAAGUCACUCCUGGUUUUUUUCAAACUACUCUGCUCAUAAUACUAUUAGGCAGCAUGGAGUCAUUGAAGAGUCAUUUCGAAUUUAUUUUCUCAGUGAUACGGUAGAAGUAGCGAAGGCGUCGCGAAGACGAUUGCUUCUCAAGUCCAAAGUUAAUAGAGUCUUUUAACUUGUAUUGCCACAACAAUAGCUGCCGCACAGUCGUCAGUUAUACAAUUGAACGAGAAACACAAAUUGAUCAAAGUAUUGUUGAGUUUGAUUACUUCAGCAAUCGAUCGAUGAAGCACCUUCAUUACUGAUACGAUACCUCCACAGAUUCAAAGUGUGUAAUCUUCUUCAGUUUGAUUGCCUUGGCAAUAGAUGUAGCACCGUCAUCACUAAUAAAAUUCUCCGAAAAAUUAGAA